GCGGAGCGGAGCGGAGCGGGGCGGUGCGGCCAGCCCUCGGCGCCUCCCCGCCGCGCCGCGCAGAGCAGCCGCGCCGGGCGCGAGCCGCAGCCGCCGCCGCCGCCAGCGCAGGGGCAGACGACGGCCCCGAUGGCAGACACCAUGCUCGCCCCCGCCUCGCCGCCCCCCGCCUCGCCGCCCCCCUCGCCGCGGGGCUCCCCCCCGCCGCGCCGCCGGCCCGGCCCCCCCGCCGCAGCGCCCUCCGGACAGCCCGCCUCGCCCGUCCCGCCGGCCGCGGCCCCCUCCGCCGAGACCAUCCCGCCCGUCCCGCCGGCCGCGGCCCCCCCCGGACGCCCCGUCUCGCCCGCCGCCCCCCGCGCAGAGCCUGCCGCCCCGCGGCCCGACCGGCCGCCCGUCUCCCCCCCGCCGCCGGCCGCGGCCCCCUCCGCCGAGACCGUCCCCCCCUGGUGCCCCCAGGCCCCCCCCGGCACCCCGAGUCCCCCCACCGCCCGCCCUGAAGCAGAGCCGUCACCCCCCACGGCCGGCCAGCCCGCCCCCGUCCCCGCCACCCCCCGCCCAGCAGAGACGCUGCCCCAUGGCGGGGACCAGCCCACCGUGGCCCCCCCCACCGCCGGGAGCCCCCCGGGCGCCGCCGCCGGCCCCUCCAAGGAGGUGCCCCCCAGGAGCGACCGCGCCGCCCCGGCCCCCGCCGCCAGCCCCCGGCCCAAGCAAGACGCGCAGAAAGCCCAGGCGAGGCACAAGCAAGCGAAGGAGCGGCGCGAGGAGCGAGCCAAGUACCUGGCCGCCAAGCGGGCGCUGUGGCUGGAGAAGGAGGAGAAGGCCCGGCUGCUGCGGGAGAAGCAGCUGGAGGAGCGCCGCAAGCGCCUGGAGGAGCAGCGGCUGAGGGCGGAGCGGCGCCGCGCCGUGCUCGAGGAGCGGCAGAGGCAGAAGCUGGAGAAGAACAAGGAGCGCUACGAGGCGGCGAUCCAGCGGUCGGCCAAGAAGACGUGGGCCGAGAUCCGGCAGCAGCGGUGGUCCUGGGCGGGGGCCCUGCACCACGGCUCCCCCGCGCACAAGGACGGUGCGGGCCGGUGCUCGGUGUCGGCCGUAAACCUCCCCAAACACGUGGACUCUAUAAUCAACAAGCGGCUCUCCAAAUCCUCCGCCACCCUCUGGAACUCUCCCAGUAGAAACCGCAGCCUGCAGCUGAGCCCCUGGGAGAGCAGCAUCGUGGACCGGCUCAUGACGCCCACGCUGUCCUUCCUGGCGCGCAGCCGCAGCGCCGUGACGCUGGCCGGCAACGGCAAGGAGCAGGUGCCCGUGUGCCCCCGCUCGGCCUCCGCCAGCCCGCUGGGGCCCUGCCACGGCCACCGCCUGCCGCACCGGUGCCGGGAGCGACGGAAGGGGGCCGCCGGCAGCCCCGAGGCCACGCCGCGCCGCCGGCCCGAGCCCUCGCCGAAGAAGAAGGAGAAGAAGGACAAGGAGCGGGAGAACGCCCAGGAGCGCAGCGCCCUGGCCCGCGAGCGCGGCCCCCCCCGCCGCCCCCCGCCGCCGCCCCGGCCCCCCGGCCACGGCAGCCCCGGCCCCCGGGAGCGGCCCUCGUCGCCCGGCUCCCCCGGCUCGCCCCGGCGGCCCCCGGCGCCCCGCGGCACCCAGCCCCGGCUGCGGGCCGGGCCGCGGGAGCCCGAGGGCCCGGCGAAGGCGCGCGAGAGGAAGGAGGAGGAGAGGGGCACGGCCGCCCCGGCGCCCCCCGAGCCCCCCGGGGCGCCCGCCGAGCCGGCAGCAGCCCCCAGCAGCACCCCCAGCCCCGGCGGCCCCCCCGGCCCCGGCGCAGCCCCCAGCCCCGGCGGCAGGCCCACGGCCGGCACCACGGACCGGGAGGAGGCGGCGCGGCUGCUGGCGGAGAAGCGCCGGCAGGCGCGGGAGCAGCGGGAGCGCGAGGAGCAGCAGCGGCGGGAGCAGGAGCAGCGGGAGAGGCGCCGGCGGGAGGAGGAGGCGCGGCGGGCGGCCGAGGAGCAGGCCCGGGCGGAGGCCCUGGCCCGCCGGCGGGAGGAGGAGCGGCGGCUGCAGGAGGAGAGCGAGGCCCGGGAGAAGGCGCGGGCCGAGCAGGAGGAGCUGGAGCGGCUGCAGAGACAGAGGGAGGAGGCCGAGGCCAGGGCGCGCGAGGAGGCCGAGAGGCAGCGCCUGGAGCGGGAGAAGCACUUCCAGCGCGAGGAGCAGGAGCGGCUGGAGCGGAAGAAGCGCCUGGAGGAGAUCAUGAAGAGGACGCGCAGGUCGGACGCGGCGGAUGCCAAGAAGAAGGAGGACAAGAAAAUGGUGAACGGGAAAGCAGCUGAGCAGGAGGACGGCAAAGGCCCCGAGAAGCGCGCGGGGCCGCUGGCCAAGGAGGAGGAGCUGCCCGAGACGGAGGCGUCGAGCACGGGGCCGCCGCGCGCGCAGGAGGGGCCGCCCGACACGGAGCCGCAGCCCAGCUCCCCGGCCACGGAGGCGCCGGCGCUGGUGAACGGCGUGCAGCCCGGCAAGCACGAGAACGGCUUCUCGGCCCCGGAGGGCAGCCAGGAGCGGCAGGGCGUGCUGGAGCGGGCGCACCACGGCCCCGGCGCCGGCACCAUCCUCCCCUUCGGCGACAAGGAGCCCUUCCUCAAGAAGGCCGUGGUCAAACCCCCCCAGGUCACAGAGGUGCUGUGAGGGCCGAGGCCCGGCGGACGGCCCUGCCGCGCGCCUGCCCGCUCCGGCCUCCCGCGCACAACCGUAGCUGUCGUCAGAAGAAAAACCUUGCUGCUCCCCUCCGCCCGCCGCCCGCGGGUGGCCCAGGCUGCGCGGGGCCCUGCCGGGGCGGCUCGCGGCCCCCCGCCUGCGCCGGGGACUCCUGGUUUCUCUUUUCAUCCUCGUUUUUAUUUCAUUUCGUUUUUUUUUUUUUAAUAUGCACCUUAUCAGACUGACGCCCCCACCCUAGCAGCCUGCCAGAGCCGCCCCAGACGUGUGGUGUAAUAAUGUAGUUAUUUAACUUGCUGGGUACAAUAUAUGUGAAUACUGUAAAUAAAGCGAGUGAGGCAUCAGGGACGCUCGCCCAGGCCCGGGGCUCGCGGGGAGGCAGCACAGAGUGUCGCCCCGUUACUCGCUCCCCGCGCCUGGGCGCUCGGCGCUGCCUGGCCCCGCGUGCCGCCAGGCGGGCUGGGACCACGUCGCUCUCCGUGCCGUCGUGACAGUGUUAUGCAUCCGGACAACCUUUGCAAACAAUAAAGUGGACAAGCCAC
This is a messenger RNA of Dromaius novaehollandiae (emu), 3236 nucleotides long. It is a transcript of the gene MAP7D1, whose product is annotated as MAP7 domain containing 1. The transcript has 18 exons. Gene Ontology annotation, cellular component: microtubule cytoskeleton. The coding region runs from base 130 to 2667 and encodes 845 amino acids. Gene Ontology annotation, biological process: microtubule cytoskeleton organization. The record is from RefSeq and is a predicted model, not a curated record. Lineage: Eukaryota; Metazoa; Chordata; Aves; Casuariiformes; Dromaiidae.